Messenger RNA from Anopheles coluzzii, 4198 nucleotides. RefSeq names its product GPI ethanolamine phosphate transferase 3 (gene PIG-O). Gene Ontology annotation, biological process: GPI anchor biosynthetic process. Gene Ontology annotation, molecular function: mannose-ethanolamine phosphotransferase activity. Lineage: Eukaryota; Metazoa; Arthropoda; Insecta; Diptera; Culicidae. Gene Ontology annotation, cellular component: endoplasmic reticulum membrane. The transcript is spliced from 3 exons. The record is from RefSeq and is a predicted model, not a curated record. Bases 315 to 3758 code for a protein of 1147 amino acids.
AAAGCUAACAACUCUGUCUAUCGCUGUGCCUGGCCGCUAGCAGGACUUCCCUCCCGUCAAUCCCUUAAUAUCUUUAUUAUCACCGUAAUUAGCGCAUUUGUGCGGUGGUGCUGCUGUUUGCUCUGAUAGUGGAUUGCGCCAGACGAGCACCACACCUAUCAGUCGGCUUUAGUUGUGCAAUAUCCGUGGACGGACGUGCCGCAAGUUAGAUGAUUUGCUAAGGAGGCAAGCGAGCGAGCGAGCGAGUGAGUGUGUGUGGGCCCACCAAACUCCUAAACUAAGGUGACCGGCGGUCACCGAGGAGAAGACAGACCAUGGCCAAGAGUAGAAACUUUGUGUUUGUGCUGGUGUGGUUCGCCCUGCUGAUCAGUGCCGGCAUACAUCUCUUCUCCAAGGGGUUCCUGCUGACCCGGGUCGCCCAGACGAACGUGAGCAGCUGCAUCAACUACGACCAGUAUCGGUGCGAAAGUGAUGGCAAAAAUGGUUCCACCCAGAAGAGUGAAUGUGCCGGUGCGGAGAAGGCGUCCUCGAUACUGCGUGACGUCGACAUUGCGGCCGGCAUUUGCUUUCCACCGAAGGCACGCGUCAUCCUGCUCGUAAUCGACGCGCUGCGGUACGACUUUGGCCUAUACAAUCCGGACAAUCCGCAGCCGGCACCGUACGAAAACAAGCUUCCGAUCAUGACGGAGCUGCUACGAAAGCAUCCGGAUCAUAGCAGGCGGUUGAAGUUCGUGGCCGAUCCACCGACCACCACAAUGCAGCGGCUGAAGGGCAUCACGACCGGCAGUUUGCCCACCUUCAUCGACAUUGGCUCCAACUUUGCGUCGCCCGAAAUCAACGAGGACAAUCUGAUCGAUCAGGUGGUGCGUGCGAAUCGCACCAGUGUGUUCCUGGGGGACAGUACGUGGACGGAGCUGUUCCCGCACCGGUUUACCCGGGAGUACGCGUACCCGAGCUUUAACAUCUACGAUCUCGACACGGUGGACAGUGCGAUCGAGCGGCAGUUGCCGCGGGAGAUGGCCCGCGGGGAUUGGGAUCUGAUUGUGGCUCACUUUCUCGGCGUGGACCAUUGCGGGCAUCGGUACGGGCCGGUGCACGAUGAGAUGGGGAGGAAGUUGGGCGAAAUGAACGACGUCAUUCGGAACAUUACCGAGCAGAUGGCGGACGGUACGACGCUGCUCGUGAUCGGUGACCACGGUAUGACGCAAACCGGUGACCAUGGCGGUGAGACGGAGAAUGAGGUGGAAUCGCUGCUGUUUGCUUACUCCAAGGGAAGUUCACUGCUGCCGCGGGCGUACGAUGGACACGCGGACACGAUGCAACAGAUCGAUCUCGUGCCGACGCUUGCCACCCUGCUGGGCGUACCGGUGCCGUACUCGAACCUCGGGCAGAUCAUGUUCCAGCUGCUGCCCGACAAGCGCGUUGACAGCUUCCUGCGCUACCAGCUCGCACUGGUGCAUCUGUGGCAGAACGCGCGUCAAGUGCAGAACUACUACCAACAGUACGGUGAACCACGCCCGAUCGCCGACACAACCGGCCCGCUCGAACCGGACCAGGAGCAGGAGCUGGACGACGCGGAAAACCUGUUCCUCAUGCUAACGCAGCGCGUUAACAGCGUCUACACGGAGGCCGCCUUCCAGAGCUUCUCGGGCGAUUUGCGUCACUAUUUGCGCGGCAUUCUGGACGGUUACCGGCGCAUCUGGGUCAAGUUCGAUCCGCAACUAAUUUCGCACGGGCUGCUCAUCACAUUUCUCGGUUGUUUCUCGAUGGCGAUCCUAAUUGUGCAUUCAUCCGCACACCAACUGGUGACCAUGUUUACCGAGGGCAACAACAGCUCGUACGCUUUUCUGCUCGUAGUGUUUGCCGCUCAAACCGGGUACGCUUGUCAUGAGCUUUUCGGGCUAAGUUCGGCUCAGCACGGUGUGAUUCUGUUCGGAUCGGUAUCGAGCGUACUGCUGCUAGCCCUGCUUGCCAUACGCCACUGGGCGUCCAUCUCGGAGAACAUGGCGAGUUGGAAACGAUCCUCCAACCUACUGACGCGCGUCUCGUUCGUCUUCACCACGUGCGUUUUCUUCGCAAACAGCUUCAUCGUGCAGGAACAGAAAAUUUUGUCCUACGUGCUGAUGGGCUUCUUCCUGACUGCACUCUACCAACUGCACCGCCUAGGCGGACGGUUCGCCCUCCCUCGAAUGCGCUGGGCGGCGGUGCGUAAAUCAACGCUUGCGAAGCUGGUUGCGCUUACCCUGUUCGCGCUGGUGAUGAUACGCCUGUCCGGCGGGUACUUCCGCUGCCGGGAGGAGCAAGCGAACUGUACGGAUCAUCUCGUGAAAGCCCCCAGCGCAACCUCACCCACGGAAGGGCAACGAAGGCGUGGAACGAGCGCCGACAUCGGGCUACUGCCAUGCGUUGCCCUCGUCCUGUACAUCGUUUGCAGCCGCAUGUACCUGAAAGCGUGCGGCAAUCUGACCGGCACGAGCGUGAACGUGCUGCUGGCCCGGUACGGUCCAACCGUGGCCGUCGUGUGCACCUGUGCCCAUUUUACCGUGUCGAAAUCGGGCGUCCAAAAUGGUGUGCCGCAGCUGCACGUCGACGCGCUGGCUUGGGUCGUGUACGCGCUGUUGCUGGUGCAGGUGGGUGUGCUGGUUGCCUCGCCCCUCCUCCUGUACGUCCUGCCCAAGCGCACCGACGUGCUGAACGUCCUGUACGGCGGUGAGCGAAGCAACCUGGCGCCCGAAAUCUAUCGUCAGCUGAAGGAAAACUUUCGCGGUCGGGCGGGCAACGAUGUCAGCCCGGCGGAUAUACCGAUCGUGUGCGGUCUUGGGACGGUCUAUUCGUCCGUGUUCGUUGCUGCCGGCGCACUGCUCACCAUCACGCUGGCGCUGCUGCUCGGCUCCCACGGCACGAUGGGACUGAUCAUCGUGAACUGCGUGGCCGUUGCGUACGGCAUUAUCGCUUCCAUCCUGCAGUACGAACAGUCGCACACCAGUUUGGCCGGAUGCAUUCAACCCACCUUCCCGACGCUCCUCACCUGGGUCAUACUGCAGCAGUACGGGUUCUUUGCGACCGCUCACCAGCCCACCCUGUCGCAGAUCGACUGGAAUGCGGCGUUCGUGGGACGGACGUACCACUUCGACGGCAGUAACCUCCUGUCCGGUACGCUCGUCCUGCUCAACACGUUCUCCGUGACGUUUCUGCUGUCGGUGCUGUUUCCGCUGCUCGUGUUUGUGCCUUUCUGUGUGUACACCAUGUGGCCAACGUUGGCACAGCGACCGGUCACCAGCGCUCCCAGGACACCGCUGGGAGCGUCGAACGCUUCGACCACGACGCCGCCCGUUCGCGGCGGAAAGGGCGAGACGAGCAAUACGCUGAGGAAAACGACGGCCGACGGUGGCAGUGUCGAGUAUCGGAGCGUUACCGUGCACAAGGCGGAAGAGACGGGCGAAGUGUCGGCGGCCGAUUUUGACAUCACCAAGGGGGAGCUGAAUCUGUACGAGAAUGAGAAGCUGUUCAUCGGCACCGUGUUCAAGACGGCCUGUCAGUUGAUUCUGCUUCAGUCGCUGAGGAUAUUCUGUGCCAUGUUUGCCUGCACGCUGCACUGUCGCCAUCUGAUGGUGUGGAAGAUCUUUGCCCCCCGGUUCAUCUACGAAGGCAUCGCCAGCUACGUCAUGUUUGUUGGGGUGGUGCUGGGCUUCCUGCUGCUGCUACGGGUGCAUCGUUCCGUCAGUGGGCUUAUAACGGCCAUCAACAAGAGCCGAUAGGACCGAGGACAUGUAGGCAGCGAGGGUAAGUUAGGGUAGCGCCUUUUGCAUUUCUUUCCCCUGGAGGUAGGAUCUCCUUUCCAUCAUCCUCCACGACGACCAGCACCACCAUCACCUGCUCUAGUCUUGUGUUCAGUAUCUCAGCCUUCCGUAAUGCUCGUCGCUGUAGUAAGGGAGAACCGGUCCCCGUAAUAUAUGGUAUUGUAUCUCACUGACCAUAACAGGAUUUCUUGAGACACCAUUGUUAGAUAAGGUUUUGUUUUUUUUUUAGUAGAAACUAGUAAUGAAUUUGACCGACAGUUUGCUGUACUGUGUGGAAGGAGGUGAGCAAAGUUUUCACCCCAGCACGUCCGGCACAAUGGAGUUAGUGUUUUUAUGUUUUUUUUUUCGUUGUUAACUUUUGCAUUUGCACAAAUACAGCCUUCGAUUGAUAGAAUUAA